Solanum tuberosum (potato) is the source of this 776-nucleotide messenger RNA. RefSeq names its product mitochondrial import receptor subunit TOM20-like. The record is from RefSeq and is a predicted model, not a curated record. Bases 79 to 588 code for a protein of 169 amino acids. Gene Ontology annotation, molecular function: protein binding. Gene Ontology annotation, biological process: protein insertion into mitochondrial outer membrane. The transcript has 5 exons. Lineage: Eukaryota; Viridiplantae; Streptophyta; Magnoliopsida; Solanales; Solanaceae. Gene Ontology annotation, cellular component: mitochondrial outer membrane translocase complex.
CGUGUCGACCACUAUUUAACUAGAACCCUAAAAUCGAAUUUAACUAGAACCCUAAAAUCGAAUCGAAGCACCUCAGCAAUGGAGAUGCUCCUCUCCCUCGAACGCGCUCGGAAGAGUGCUGAAACCUCUUAUCCUCAGAAUCCGCGUGAUGGUGAUAACUUGGCGAGGUGGGGACGUGCAUUGCUGAAUCUAGCACGGUUCGAGCAUGGAGUCGAAUCGAAACAAAUGAUUUCUGAUGCAAUCUCAAGGUUGGAGAAGGCAUUGACUUUGAAACCUAAAAAGAAGCAUGAUGUGCUUUGGUGUUUGGGAAAUGCCUAUACUUCAUAUGGUUUAUUAACUACUGAUAUGGAUGCAGCUGCUCUUUACUUUGAAAAAGCAACUAUGUUCUUUAAGCAGGCAUCUGAUGCGGAUCCCUCAAAUGACCUUUACCGCAAAUCUUUGGAUGCUGCUGCUAAGAUUUCAAAAAAGGAGAGCAUUAAUAUCAAUUAUGACAUUUUCUAUUGGGUCAUACUAGCCGCUGGCAUUGUUGCAUGGGUGGGAUUUGCAAAAUCCGAUAUGUCUCCACCACCACCACCGCCUCCACAAUGAAUACAAGUGAAGUGUGAUUCGGGGAAUGGAUUACUGCAUAUAUAUAUCUGAGUUAAAAUAGCACCACCUAAGCCAGCAAAUCCCAACCACAGGACUUUUUGGGAAAUUUUGCACACAAGAGACUAUAGUUGCUGUGUUGAAUGCACUAAUAUAAGAAUGCACAUCUUAAGAAAAAUUGUUAAACUUAA